AUGUCCAAGACCCGUCCUGAUUACUGGGGCGUCUGUGAAGAAAAGUACGUACCAUAUGAUUACUCGGCAACGAUAGAGUGUCUAGGGAACCCUAAUAAACCACAGUACAAUGGAGGAAUCAUCGUGAACCCUGAACUACAAAAUGGUUCACAGGGCUGGUCACAACUGGGAAACGUCAAAGUCGAUUUCACAGAAUCUGGAGGCAAUAAGUUUGUUAUUGCACGAGGGAGGAAUCAAUCUUAUGAUAGCGUCUCUCAAAUGGUUUAUUUGGAAAAGGGACUUCUCUACACUUUCUCUGCUUGGUUACAAGUAAGCCAAGGGAACGCUCCUGUGAGAGCCGUUUUCAAGAAGAAUGGUGAAUAUAAGCAUGCCGGUUCAGUUAUUGCUGAAUCCAAAUGCUGGUCCAUGCUCAAAGGUGGUCUCACUGUUGAUGAAUCUGGUCCCGCCGAUCUCUUAUUUGAGAGCGAGGACAUAAGCGCUGAGAUUUGGGUGGACAGCGUCUCGUUGCAACCAUUCACACAAGAAGAAUGGAACUCUCACCACGAGCAGAUCAUUAACAUGAAGAGGAAAGGAGCCGUGAGGAUCAGAGCCGUAAACAGCGCCGGUGAGCCAGUACCGAACGCAACCAUCUCCAUCUUACAGAACAGACUCGGGUUCCCAUUCGGGUGCGCGGUAGAAAAUAACAUACUUGGGAACCAAGCAUACCAAGACUGGUUCACUAAGAGAUUCACCGUAACAACUUUCGGGAACGAGAUGAAAUGGUACAGCACGGAAGUUGUAAGAGGCAAAGAGGAUUACUCGACCGCAGAUGCGAUGGUGAAAUUGUUCCAGCAACAUGGGAUCGCUAUUCGUGGCCACAAUAUUAUAUGGGACAACCCUAUUUAUCAACCUAGUUGGGUGAACGCUUUGAGCGUAUCCGAUCUCUACAACGCCGUGAAGAGAAGGGUUUUCUCGGUGGUCACAAGGUACAAAGGCCAGCUUGCGGGUUGGGACGUUGUGAAUGAGAAUCUCCAUUUCUCAUUCCUUGAGAGCAAGUUUGGUCCCAAAGCCUCUUACAACGUCUUUGCGCAGGCGCAUGCCCUUGAUCCAAAGACUACAAUGUUUAUGAAUGAAUACAAUACGUUAGAGCAACCGGGGGACCCGGUUGCUACUCCAGCAAGGUAUUUGCAGAAGCUUAGAGAGCUUCAAUCUAUUCAUAUGGCCGGAAACAUUCCUUUAGGGAUCGGUCUUCAGUGUCAUUUCAGUACUCCUAACAUUCCGUAUAUGAGAUCAGCUAUUGACACUCUUGCUGCCACUGGUUUGCCUAUUUGGCUCACUGAGGUCGACGUCGCAGCUCCUCCAAAUGUUCAGGCCAAUUAUUUCGAGCAAAUCUUAAGGGAAGGCCACGCACAUCCGCAAGUGAAAGGAAUGGUGACAUGGGCAGGUUAUAAUCCAAAAGGUUGCUAUCGAAUGUGCCUCACUGAUGGCAACUUCAGGAACCUACCCACCGGAGACGUUGUGGACAAACUUCUGCGAGAGUGGGGAGGGCUUAGUGGGCAAACCACAGGUUUAACUGAUGCUGAUGGAUUCUUUGAAGCUUCACUCUUCCAUGGUGACUACAAUCUCGAUAUUUCCCACCCUCUCACCAAUUCCACAGCUUCUCACAGCUUUAAGUUGGCUUCUGAGGACUCCAACCCAUCUCCUUCAAUUGUCUUUCGAGUUUGAGACGCUAAGUUUACAACUACUUUGUAAUGGAGUAGUUUGAUUUUUAAUUUUAGUCUUGUGAGGAAACUCCAGAGGGUUAUUAUUAUUCAUAAACACCAAUUAGGUUGGUUUACUAAAG
Molecule: messenger RNA, 1822 nt
Organism: Brassica oleracea var. oleracea
Lineage: Eukaryota; Viridiplantae; Streptophyta; Magnoliopsida; Brassicales; Brassicaceae
Product: endo-1,4-beta-xylanase A-like
Exons: 7
Coding region: 1-1704 (567 amino acids)
Biological process (GO): carbohydrate metabolic process
Molecular function (GO): hydrolase activity, hydrolyzing O-glycosyl compounds
Source: RefSeq, a predicted model, not a curated record